Messenger RNA from Gavia stellata (red-throated loon), 955 nucleotides. It is a transcript of the gene EBP, whose product is annotated as EBP cholestenol delta-isomerase. Lineage: Eukaryota; Metazoa; Chordata; Aves; Gaviiformes; Gaviidae. Bases 1 to 681 code for a protein of 226 amino acids. The record is from RefSeq and is a predicted model, not a curated record. The transcript has 4 exons. Gene Ontology annotation, molecular function: C-8 sterol isomerase activity; steroid Delta-isomerase activity; cholestenol delta-isomerase activity. Gene Ontology annotation, biological process: cholesterol biosynthetic process. Gene Ontology annotation, cellular component: endoplasmic reticulum; membrane.
AUGGCGACGACGGCGCACCCCUAUUGGCCGCGCUCGCUGCGGUUGCCGGGCUACGUGGGCAGCGCGCGUCCCGGCUGGCAGUGCGCAGGCGCGGUGGCGGCGGCCGGGGCGGGGCUGCUGGCGCUGGGCUGGGCCCUGGGCGGGGCCGGGGGCGGGGCGAGGGGUGGGGCAGCGCGGAGCCCCGCCCGCCGCCUGGCGCUGGGCUGGUUCCUGAUGUGCGCGGGGGUGCACGGGAUACUGGAGGGCUACUUCAGCCUGCGGCACCGGGAGCUGCCCGCCUCCACCGGGCUGCUGGCUGACGUCUGGAAGGAGUACGCCAAAGCUGACAGCCGCUACAUGACAAGCGAUGACUUCACGGUUGCCAUGGAGACGGUGACGGCCUGGGCUUGGGGCCCCCUCAGCUUCCUCACCUUCCUCGCCUUCCUGCGGCACCACCCAACGCGCUAUGUCCUGCAGCUCCUCGUCUCCCUCGGGCAGCUGUACGGGGAUGUGCUGUACUUCGCCACGGAGGCGCGGGCGGGCUGGAGCCACAGCGACCCCCGGCCCCUCUACUUCUGGGGCUACUUCGUGGGGCUGAACGGGCUGUGGGUGCUGGUGCCCGGUGCCCUCCUGGCCGAUGCUUGCCGCCACCUGGCCGACGCCCAGCGUGCCCUCGACCGGCCCCGCCACAAGGCCCACUGAGCCCGGACGCCUGGUCCCUGCCAGGGGACCCCUCCACCGAGGGGCCGCUCAGGGUGAAUUCGGCACUGGGAGGUCCCCGAGCCCUCCGGAGAUGGAUUCAGCACGUGCCCAGAUGCAUGCCCUCGGGGUGAUCCUGGUGCCGGGGUCCUUCCCUCCCCGCCCGAGCUCAGGGGCAGCGGCUCGGGGGCCUGGGUCCCCUGUGGGUCCCCUUGCAGGGGAGGGGGGGGGCCACCCUCGUUACCGGGACCAUGUAAUGGGUUUUAAUAAACGAGCU